Poecilia latipinna (sailfin molly) is the source of this 1971-nucleotide messenger RNA. It is a transcript of the gene trim35-28, whose product is annotated as tripartite motif containing 35-28. Gene Ontology annotation, molecular function: zinc ion binding; protein binding. The coding region runs from base 217 to 1635 and encodes 472 amino acids. The record is from RefSeq and is a predicted model, not a curated record. The transcript is spliced from 7 exons. NCBI's taxonomy places the organism in Eukaryota, Metazoa, Chordata, Actinopteri, Cyprinodontiformes, Poeciliidae.
AUGCUGCUCAUGUACGAUAGGUGGCGGUAUCCACCUAAAGGUUACUUGAAAUCCGCCAUUUUAGAAAAGAGGAAGAAGAAGAAGAACGCGGAAACGAACAAUCCAAAGGAGGUUUUGGGCUGUUUGACUUCACUGAAAGAAAGUCGAGUGUGUUUGCGUGGCUUAAAAAAUCGAAAGUAGGCCUAACAACUGGUUGGGACCAAAACGCCUGAGAGCAUGGAUGAGGAAAUGUUCGAGGACACUUUGCCUCUCCGGCAGGACCUGACGUGUCCUGUAUGUCAGGCGAUCUUCAGGGACCCCGUCCUGCUGCCGUGUUCCCACAGCUUCUGUCGGGAAUGUCAACAGAAAAGCUGGGAGUUCAACAACAGGACGUGUCCCGUCUGCAGGGUUCCCUACCAGGAGGGCAGCGCUAUCAGUAACCGAGCCCUCAACGACGCCUGCGAGAGCUUCCUCAAGCAGAACAAUCUGCGGCCCGUUCAGGUCCAACCCAGCGAGGAGCUCUGCAACCUGCACCUGAAGCCGCUGGGGCUGUACUGUGAGAAGGACGAGGAGCCGGUCUGCGUGGAUUGUGCCUCCCAGCACAUCGGACAUAGGCUGUGGUCCCUGAAAGAAGGCACAUCCAUGUGCAAGGCGGAGCUUGGCUUCAAAGUUCAGAUUUUUGAAAAGAAAGUGGAAUUGCACAAAAAAAUGAACAAGAAGUUUAGCAAUGCAGUGGAGUAUAUCAAGCAUCAGGCUUCGGAAGCAGAAAAAUUGAUCAAGGCAGAAUUUGAGCGACUCCACAUGGUUCUUCACCAGGAAGAGGCCAAACGACUGGAAGCUCUGUCCAAUGAUGAGACGCAAAAGAUCGAAACCAUGCAGAGAAUUAUUAAGGAGACAGAGAAGGAAAUUAAAGAAUUAAGGACCCUCAUUGACACCAUAAAGAAAGAGAUGGGAAAUGAGGAUUUGGCCCUCCUGAAGAAUUUCCAGAAUGUGAAAAGACAAGCCCAGUGGGUUGAACCUGAUCCAGCCUUUCUUUAUGAUUCCCUUAUAAACAUGGGCAAUCAUGUUGGCUCGCUGGGCUUCAACAUAUGGAAGGACAUGAAGGAUCAUAUCAAAUAUUACCCAGUGGUGCUCGACCCGAACACGGCCUCCCCGUGGCUGUCACUGAGCCCUGAUCUCACCACCAUGAAGGAGAGCUCAGAGCGGAUGACCGUCCCUGACAACCGAGAGCGCUUUGAUCCCAUCGUCUUCGUCAUGGCGACUGAAGGAUACAAAACCGGUAAACACAAAUGGGACGUCAUUGUCGGUGACAACCCCAAGUGGAUCCUGGGAGUGUGCAAAGAGGUUUUGACCCGGAAAAAGAAGUUCACGGUCUCUUCAAGUCGUGGCGUGUGGGCCCUGGGGCUGAGUAAAGGGGUGUAUACUGUCCUCACUGAUGAACGUAAAGAGGUAAUGGUGCCGCAGGGUCCUGAAAAGAUACGCAUCAAGCUAAAUAUGGACAAAGGGGAGGUGUCGUUCUGGGAUGCGGGGAGAGAGAAGCACUUGGUCACUCUUACACACAAGUUUGAAGGGAGAAUAUUCCCAAUUUUUGGCCCUGGCCUUCAUGCUACUCCUAUGGUUCUGGCUCCUGGAAAAAUAGCUGUACACACAUCAUAAGCGACCUCCUCCCCACAGUAUUACAGAAAGAUUCAAGUUAAUAAAAUUUUGGAUGAAUUUAACUUAGAAAAAGAAAAAAAAAAGCUUUUAAUGCAAAGUUAGGUCUGUACACCUAACUGCUAAAAGAAUCUGAAUUGGAAUAAACAAAAAUAUUAGUUUGCUAUUGCUGCCAAAAGUGUUUGACUGUCAAGACAUCUUCAAGUGUCUGACAGUCCAAGUGUCUUUACAUCUAAAUGCUACAUCAACUAGAUUUUGAUGACGAUUAAUAUUAAGAUUUUCUUUUAGAACUUAUUUGUGCAUAAAGUAAAACUCGCUGUUUAGGGUUCAUGUUGAGAA